Camponotus floridanus (Florida carpenter ant) is the source of this 2826-nucleotide messenger RNA. RefSeq names its product ras-related protein Rab-10 (gene Rab10). Gene Ontology annotation, cellular component: recycling endosome; Golgi apparatus; insulin-responsive compartment. The coding region runs from base 307 to 909 and encodes 200 amino acids. The transcript has 5 exons. The record is from RefSeq and is a predicted model, not a curated record. Lineage: Eukaryota; Metazoa; Arthropoda; Insecta; Hymenoptera; Formicidae. Gene Ontology annotation, molecular function: GTP binding; GTPase activity. Gene Ontology annotation, biological process: cellular response to insulin stimulus.
AGUACGCCGCCUCCUCACAACCGGUUCGCCCGUGCAUGAUAGGACGAGUAGCCGCGCAGACCUCAGCUCUCGUCGGGAGACGCGCCCUCGUUCAACCUUGAGCGACUAUAACCGGCGCGUAACGUUCGAUGUACGGAGGCAUCGGUACGUGUCGCGAGGAAUCAUCAUCGCUGCUGAUCGCAACGAGCCGACCGCCGCGAGUCGAUCGCGAGCCCGCACCCGCACCCGCGCUCUCCUCGUUCCUCUGUUUACUUCCUCCUCGGCAGCGGCGCUUACUCCUCGACGCGUAAUAUCCUCGACGACCAAAUGGCGAAGAAGACGUACGAUCUGCUGUUCAAGCUACUGCUCAUCGGUGACUCCGGCGUCGGCAAGACGUGCAUACUGUUCCGCUUCUCGGACGAUGCCUUCUCCACUACGUUCAUUUCCACAAUAGGUAUUGAUUUUAAAAUCAAGACAGUGGAAUUAAGAGGAAAGAAAAUCAAAUUACAAAUAUGGGACACAGCAGGGCAAGAAAGAUUCCACACUAUUACAACGUCGUAUUACAGAGGAGCUAUGGGAAUUAUGCUUGUUUACGACAUUACUAAUGAAAAAACAUUUGAGAAUAUUGUGAAAUGGUUAAGAAACAUUGAUGAACAUGCAAAUGAAGACGUGGAGAAGAUGAUAUUAGGAAAUAAGAGCGAUAUGGAAGAAAAACGUGUCGUCAGCACUGAGAAAGGAGAAGCGAUAGCGAGAGAACAUGGCAUUAGAUUUAUGGAGACAUCUGCAAAAGCAAAUAUUAAUAUUGAUCGAGCAUUUAGUGAACUAGCGGAGGCAAUAUUGGACAAGACGCACGGCAAGGAACCCCAGGAUGCGGCCGAUAGAGUAACGGUUAAUAUUCCAAGAGAAAGAAAUUCGAAUCGGUGCUGCUAAUUUUAUACAUUAUUUAUUUUAAUGGUGCAUGUGAUGAACUAUAUAUCAGCUCGUGCCACACUUGGGAUAGAGUUCUCGAUAGAUUUAGAGCAUAAUUUAAAGCAUAAUAACAUAUUUAAACAUUUCACAACACUGCCUGAUCAGGUAUAAUCCAAUCUCACUUUUGCUCUGGUAAAAACACAUUUUUUUAUGCUGCAAUCAAAAUAGAUAUUGCUAAAAAAAAAUGAUUACUCAUCUGAUCCAAUAUAUUUGAAAGUUGUGUUUUGUGUAAUUACAUUUACACAAGUGUUAGUAAGUUUAAAAAAACACAUAUUCUUUCAUAUAUUGUAGAAUUCUAUAAUAUACUAUAUAUAUUAUAGAAAUAUCUAUAAUAUAUAAACAAACCUGAAAUUUCAUUAGAUUACAUGGUUACGAAAAAUUUGCAUAAACACACAAGUUUUUUAGUAAUGGAUCUUCAUGUUUCACGUGAAAUGCCAUUGCAUUGUUGCACGAACAAAGAGAACUAGGACAUAUUGUUUGUUAUGAGGCUGCAAUUUGUUACCAUGUUGAGUGAUGUGAGUAUGAAUGUCAGCUUUGAUCUUGAUCAAUCUUUUUGGACAUUAAAAGCUUUCCUCUGUGGAUAAUUGCACCAGACACGUGCUUAUUUGUAUAUUAAGUUAAGAUAAGAAAGUUUUAAACCAAAAGCUUUUACCGUUUUGUGUACGGCCGAUUUACUAUAAAUAUAAAUAUCCGCAAUUUUGAAAUCACCUGUUAUUAUUUCCUAAAAACGUUUAUAUAUGUAUAUCGUAUAUAAAAUCUUUAAAUGUAAAAACACUUGCAUCAAAUCCUUUUAGAAAGAAAAGGAUAAAAAUUACAAGUAAGUAAAUGUCAGCUAUAUGUAACGCUUUAUAGCAAAAACACAAAAGAUUAUAACAAUUUAAAUUAUAGAUUUCUUUUUUAUAUGGAUUAUUUAUAAAAUUAAACAAUCAACUAAUUAUUUCUUCUGCAUUGUGUUGGAUGAUAUUCUAAGCAGAAUUGUCAUAUAUUGUUACGUAUGUAACAUUACACAAGACAUAAAAUUUUAUCUUGUCAUGCAUACCAAUAUUAACAUAUUUAUCAGAAACGAAUGUAAUACACAUUUGAAAUUGAAAGAGACUAGAAAUAUUGGAGAAUAGUUAUAAGUAUAGUUUUAUUAUUUAAAUAUGGACAAAAAAUAAACAAUCGCAAUUUCCUGAAUAUACAUAUAUGUAUAUAUAUAGGCAACCACAGAUACAAACUUUUUUCAGGGUUACCUCUGAAAUUACAGUCAGAUUAAAGUAAUACUACAACUAAUGUUGGAUGUUUUAAUCACACUAAUAUACAUAUAUUAUAUUAAUUAGGUUUGCUUUUAAUUAUAUGUGUAUAUUUAUCGAUCACAUUAAAGAAUUCAUCCAAGUUUUUUAAAGAAAUAAAUAAGAGGGAGGUAUAUAAAUUUCAUGAUCGCUUUUACAAUAAAUGAUUCUGAAGAUAAUUACUAAUUACUAAACAAUAUAAUACAGUAAAGAAAUAAAACUGUUUCUUUUAAUGAUAAUAAUGACAUAUCCUAAUACUAUCUUAAUAGAGCAAUUAUGAGAAUUUAUAUUUGGUUUUAUACCUAAGAUGGAAACACUUUGUUGUAUUAUGAGAGAACUUAGAACUAGACAAGAGGCUUUAAAAUUUAAGCGUGCUGUUUGUACACAUUAAUCUUCGAAAAUUUGUAAAAGCUAUCUGUUCAUAGAAAUUAAAGUCUUGCCAAUAUUAAACUUCUUUACAUUUCUUUAUUUGCUCGCCUACAGUGUACUCUUGGAACGAUAACUGCAAAGAGUCAGGGCAGGACGGCGAUAAGUAAAAGCUGGCUGUGUAUUUUGUAGUAGUUAUAACACAACAAGUUGAAAUAGAAAUAGAAUUGACAGCAAUUAG